AUGCCACAUGCCCUCACGGGUGGGGCCGGUUACAAGGCCAAUCCUACGUACGACGAGUUCCUGCGCAAGCACAGCGGGUUUUACCGACGUCACAGUGCUGCCUCCAACGCCCUAGAGACUGACCGACGAGCCUCGCAAGCAGCACUUGACGACCACGCCGCGGCCGCCGCCAAGGCAGUCCAGAACGUCGCCGCCGAUGGCGCACAACGCCGGGCAAGCGUCACGGUCGCAGAAGGAGGGGCCGCAACAGCGAACUCCAGAAAGGGGAGCGUAGCUGUCGCCAGCGACGUCACCCGAAAAGACAGUAUCUUCGGACUGGAGGCCACAGGUGGGCGGAGAAUGUCGGAGCAACGCAGGCCAAGUACUUCUCUUGCUAGUGAUUUGUACCACAAGAUCAAGGGAGAUCACAAGUGA
Fonsecaea multimorphosa CBS 102226 is the source of this 414-nucleotide messenger RNA. RefSeq lists its product as uncharacterized. The record is from RefSeq and is a predicted model, not a curated record. The transcript has a single exon. Lineage: Eukaryota; Fungi; Ascomycota; Eurotiomycetes; Chaetothyriales; Herpotrichiellaceae. The coding region runs from base 1 to 414 and encodes 137 amino acids.